AAUGCACAGCACAUCAGACAGCAAAAUUUGGCUGACUUUGGCUUUUGUCUCUACAAACUUCAAUCAUCGUCCCCCUCCAGCUCGAAGCUUAUUUCUAUCCAAUCCUGUCACUCUGCUUAAUCUUAUGCUGUCGCUUCCCAACGACCCUAGAUGUCACAGUUUCAAUUUAAAGCUAAAGGAAAAUCCGUUAUUUCCUGUUCACUUAUCCUACAUUCAACAAAAAUGGCAAGUGAUCUCUAGAGAUGAAGCUUUCCAACAGUUCUUUCAAGCUGAAUUGGAUAGAUGGACUAUUCAUAAGAGAUUUCUGAAAUUCGAAAAACGAAGUAUUAAUAAACUCAAUGCGACACACGGGCCACCCGGCUCUGGAAAAUCGUUCUUCCUUGAUGCCAUUGCAGAAUUAUGCCUAGCCUCUCGCUCUGGUGAUAGUGACAAAAAGGAGUGGGCCGACAACAUACUCCGUGUUACUUUACCUAGUGAUGUUUCGGCUGAUUUUGAUAUUCAUAUUACACCAGAAGAACGAAACCAACUUUUAGAUGAGCUUUUGAAUCGUACUGUAGUUGUUCCUAUUACCUACAUUUCGCGAACUUCGACGCCAUUUGAUGACGAAAAUCCUGGUGUUGCACUUCGAAUGCUUUUUUCAUUUUUUUUUGAACAUGAAGAAUACAUAAAGAGUGAAUGGCAAAAGUUUGUUGACUUUAUAAUUCAAAACUACGACGUCAAUAAAUUAACUUUGAGCACUGCCUCCGAAUGCAUCUUGAGUUAUCAACCAAAUAUCAAUUUAGAUGGAAGUCAAAAACCAUGUCGCAUUUUCUUGUUAUUGGAUGAGCUUAUGAAGUGCUGUUAUAAAGAUGGACAAUUUGGACCUCAGAUUAAUAUAAUUCUCACAGCAAUUGGCAGGAAUUCCGACGCGAUGGCCUCAUUUUCAUCCAUCGUUACCACAUUGGAUCAACAGCCUGUUCGAAUUUCUGCCACAAAAUCUGGUCGAUCGAUUAAUUGGCUCCCGCUGAAACCAAUUAAUGGAUCAAUACUCUUCCCGCAAGAAAAAUAUCCAAAUGAAGCGUUUCAAAUGCUGGUGAACGACUGCAAUGAUCAUCCCCUCACACUUCAAAUCUUGGCGCAAGGGAUCACACGACACAAGUGGGGACCUUCUGAGCGUUACCAUCGGAUGUUAAAUGAUCUAUUAACAGAUAUUGAACUGGUAUCACGAAUGGGAUUGAAACCGACACUGUAUCAAAUUAUCCCAGCUAUUCUUAAUCAGAGGGUCAGUCCUGAGAAAUAUGGCUAUAAGCUUCAGAAAACGUACGCUGAAUUGAUAACAGAGAGAUCGUAUAUAAACUCGCUCACACAUGAAGACUCAUUCAUUCCUAUCAUCUCUUCGAUAACCUUGUUUCGAUUCGCACGCGCGAGUAAGAACGAUGAAGGAGAUGAUGGUUUGAUUGCUCUUAUUUUGUCAGAUAUGCUGGAAUUUGAACAAAAUGGCUAUUUCGAAUCAUUUGAAAAGUUUCACGCUGGUUGGGAAGCCCUAAAGCGUACUAUCCUGGCAAUCCUUAUUGAAGAUGGAUAUUAUAAACAUAAUUCUUUUUCGCUCAGCAGUUUUUAUAACACGAGCAUUCAAUAUAACGCUAAUGAAUUUAAUCCUGAAGCGUUCUACUUCAUGCCUCGAAAAUGCAAGGUGGUUAAUCUCAAACAUCACUGGCCGGAAAGUUUGAUACUCGAGAUAAUACAUUCAUUCCCGACCUCGAAUCCGU
Molecule: messenger RNA, 1748 nt
Organism: Ambispora leptoticha
Lineage: Eukaryota; Fungi; Glomeromycota; Glomeromycetes; Archaeosporales; Ambisporaceae
Source: the annotation of a GenBank genome assembly